AUGAUUGCCAACAGCGUUCGAGACCUACCGUUCUCAUCGACUCUGAAAGGCAUUCGGUCGUUCCUGCAAAGUCUGAACCACUACAACAAGUUUUGUGAGGAUCUACUUGUUGUCGCAGCUAUGCUUUACGAGUUGGAUGAGGACUGGGUUCGAUCUGGACUCGAUCUAGAUAAGGCCAAGCAGUUUGUCAUCAUCCCUCAUACCAACCUCCGAGCGGUCUGUGGUGUCCUGGGUCAGGAACAGGAAGGUGUCAUCCAACCAAGCAGUUUCACUCGCUCAUCUAGGGUUCAGGACACCGAUUGUGAUCUACGCUCGGCAGUCCUGGAGUGGCUACUGAUGGGGAACUCCGCUGACGGCCGGCAUCUAAAGUGGGGUCUGGAAUUGUCGAUAUGGACUCUGGAACUGCGCCGCGUACAGCGUGAUAAAGACGGAUUGGCUUACCUCCUCGGCGCGGGUAUUAUUCUCAGAGAAUACGUAGACAAAGUUGCUGAGAACAUGAUCCCCAUCAAGGGCGAAUCAAAGCGCCUCCUCUAA
Messenger RNA from Phytophthora megakarya, 534 nucleotides. Lineage: Eukaryota; Oomycota; Peronosporomycetes; Peronosporales; Peronosporaceae. The record is from the annotation of a GenBank genome assembly.